Molecule: messenger RNA, 2364 nt
Organism: Aspergillus niger
Lineage: Eukaryota; Fungi; Ascomycota; Eurotiomycetes; Eurotiales; Aspergillaceae
Exons: 3
Coding region: 1-2364 (787 amino acids)
Biological process (GO): regulation of transcription by RNA polymerase II
Cellular component (GO): transcription regulator complex
Molecular function (GO): RNA polymerase II cis-regulatory region sequence-specific DNA binding; DNA-binding transcription factor activity, RNA polymerase II-specific
Source: RefSeq, a predicted model, not a curated record
AUGGCGCACUGGCAAACGGGGUGUAUUGUGCCUCAACACCAGUCAGCUCUUGAGAGCAUCGGUGCCCAUACGGACAGGGCCCUGCAGAACACCUCUGGGAACGUCCAGACAUACUCUGACAACCUAGCCGACAGCAGCACUGUUGGUCGUGACGACCAGCUGCAGCAACUUGCCUUCAAGUAUCCUCAACCCCCAGUUCCAACACAUCCAGUGCCCACUGUUCCCACCACCCUUCAGCCCCCUCAGAACCUCCGGCUCCAGAGCAAGAAGCUCCGGCGCCUGCAUUUAUCUGGGCCCAGCCUAAUCGGUCCUCGUAGCAGGCCCAGAAGCUAUCUCAGGUCCAGCAAGUAUCUGGAGUACAGGUCCCGUCCACGUCGAGACACUGGCAAAGAUGGGGAACCGGUAUGGUCGGACGAGCUUGAAGACGCGUUUCAACAAGCUCUCGAGGCGAAUCCGCCAAUGGGCAGACGGAAAUGGUCCGAGCGAGGAAAGUCAUAUGGUCGAAAUGAGCUCAUUGCUGAGUUCAUCUACAAGAAAACUGGUAAACGAAGAACUAGAAAGCAAGUCUCCAGCCACCUCCAAGUCCUCGACUCGUUCCUCAAAGGAGACCCCGAUUGGGAGCGACUCGUACGAGAAGAGGCGAACGUCCGCUCGAACAACCAACAUCCGCCCGCUGGUCCAAGAUGGGGGCCUGCCAUGGAUCCUCCCUUGUCAAGUCAUUAUGGCACUCACCUCCACCCCACCUAUCAUGACCCUAUGAGACAGGCCUAUGGAGGAGAUCUGCCGCCUACCCCAUUUUCCAUGAACGCCAGCUGGCCCGAGAGCAAUUUCAGUACUAUUCAAGGCCUCGGGUUCGGUAUGUGGGUAAACGAGCCAGACAAGAAUGAUCGUAUCGAGGACGCGAGCCAUAUCUACAGUCGCCUUCAAGACGACCAGCGCCAUCCGGUCGCACCAAUCUCCUUGAAUGAAAUCAGGAACUGGCAAACAUCUUUUCCUUACCUCAAUUCGCUGAUGGCGAAUUCUAAUGGGUCGUUGGACUGCGACAUUAUCUUAAUCGAAGCCAACCUGAAGUUGAUGGACGACUUCCCGGCUGCUCGCUCUAAACUCGGCAUUCACUUGGAAUUAGAUUUUGCCCAGGCCAGUGCGGCUGGCGUUCCGAUCCUCAGUGAGAUGGAGAAUUGGUCCUCCAAGAUCUACAUGUAUGAAAAUGGCCAAGAGAUCUAUCAAGGGCGCCAGGAAGUCGCGAGGCCUGUGCACACCGCGACGCACACCAAGGUCAAGCCCCACUUUGAAUCCAAAUGGUGGGCGAAUCGCUUCACCAAGCUCACGCAAGAUCAAAAGAUGGCCGAGGAUGCUGGACACCAUGGCCACGAGCAAGCUAGGGAGUUCCUCCGCCACCUGACUGUAGUCCAGGAGAUCCGGGCUAUGGCACCCUACAGCUCGCGGAGAAUGUCCAACCCUUACUCUGGACAUGCCGUGAGUGAGAAAAAGAGGGUGGCAAUUAUCCUCUGGAAGUUCCGACAGACGCUGCCUCGCGACGUAGUCGGCACCACGACAUGGCGUAGAGUGGUUUCGUCGGAUCGAAUCCCUCACGCGAGCCCCAAGGCAGCGACGGGCAUCGAUCUCCCUCCUCCCAUGUCGCUGGCUGACUCGAUACUCUUGAACCGGCCGGGCCCUAGUGUCUACCACCAACCCCAAUCCCACGAGCUGCUUCAUAACCACGGAGUUUCUCAAAACCCUUGGCCUCUGUAUUCGACAGGCCAGGAGAGCGUUGCUCAAAUGUUCAACGCGCCUUUUGAUUUCAUGAGUCCCCUUAAGCAAGAGGACCGCCUCAACGAUAAGAUCGCCGUGACCUUGGGUCUGGAUGCCUUCCCAAGCCUACAAUCACAUGAUAUCAACCAGCAGACUAGUCUCAAUGGCCCCAACAGUGGCACAAGCAUCCUUAGCAUGUCUGAAGUUCCUUUGUCGCAUUCCACGCAUGGUCCUUACAGCCUUGAGCAUGAUAGCCACUAUGUCCACAGCCAGCCACUUGGGGUCAAUGUGCACGAUAACAAUGCCUUGCUGAAUGGCAUGCUGGUGACGAGCGCACAGUCUAUCGAUGAUAUCAACAACAGCCAGGCAUCUUGGAUGCCACCAACCACUGCAAUGUCUGGGGACAUCCCCGGCAGCCACUACCCGCACAUGGGCUACCCGUCAUCCGAACACCAUGUUGCGGUGCCCCGUGAGCCAAAUCCCAGCCACAGCUAUGACUUUAUGCCUGAGGAGCUUGAUAAGUGGCCGGGCAGCCUGCCGACCGAUAUGAACGGAGGAGCGCAUGAGCACGCGCACUCUUACACCGCGAGUAAUACAGUACAGGCCGUUUAA